Messenger RNA from Phyllostomus discolor (pale spear-nosed bat), 1043 nucleotides. It is a transcript of the gene MYL1, whose product is annotated as myosin light chain 1. The record is from RefSeq and is a predicted model, not a curated record. Gene Ontology annotation, cellular component: contractile muscle fiber; myosin II complex. The transcript is spliced from 7 exons. Gene Ontology annotation, molecular function: calcium ion binding. Lineage: Eukaryota; Metazoa; Chordata; Mammalia; Chiroptera; Phyllostomidae. The coding region runs from base 153 to 719 and encodes 188 amino acids.
AUGGCCUUAUACCAUUUAAUACUCUGGGUCCACCUUCAAGACUCUGGGCUGUGGAUCAACCGAGCCACCACUCCUCUUCCAAGAAUCAUUUUGACAGGUACUUUUGGAGGUGCUUCUUCUCUCUCUUUUUUUAACCCAACCUUUUAAACAAAAUGGCACCAAAGAAAGACGUGAAGAAGCCUGCUGCAGCUCCUGCCCCGGCCCCUGCCCCCGCACCUGCACCCGCCCCACCCAAAGAAGAAAAAAUUGACCUCUCUGCCAUUAAGAUCGAGUUCUCUAAGGAACAGCAGGAAGACUUCAAGGAGGCAUUUCUACUGUUUGACAGAACGGGUGAAUGCAAGAUCACCUUAAGCCAGGUUGGGGAUGUUCUUCGGGCUCUGGGCACAAAUCCCACCAAUGCAGAGGUCAAGAAGGUUCUGGGAAACCCCUCCAAUGAAGAGAUGAAUGCCAAGAAAAUCGAGUUUGAACAGUUUCUUCCCAUGAUGCAAGCUAUUUCCAACAACAAGGACCAGGGCACUUAUGAAGACUUUGUUGAGGGUCUGCGUGUCUUUGACAAGGAAGGCAAUGGCACAGUCAUGGGUGCUGAGCUCCGUCACGUUCUAGCCACACUAGGUGAAAAGAUGAAAGAGGAAGAAGUGGAAACACUAUUGGCAGGUCAAGAAGACUCCAAUGGCUGCAUCAACUAUGAAGCCUUUGUCAAGCACAUCAUGUCCAUCUGAACGGAGCUCUCAAGAUCAAGCAUUGUUUAGGAAGACUGGCCGGAAACUUACUUUAUAACACCCAUGUCCAGAUCUGUUUGCCAUCACUCAGAAAAACAGAACGGUGGACUAUUCUAGACCGAGGGACUCCUGAAUCUUUUUAUAGCUUACGUUUCUCCCUAAGUCCUGCUCGCACCAUACAAACCAACUGUCUCCUGUUCUAGACAAGGAUAAGAUGCCGACAACCCCAAACCCAGGCACCACUUUCUAUUGUCUACCAUGGGUCAGUGAACACCCGUAAAUUAAUAAAUCAAUAAAUCAUUUUGGUCAGUCUGUAAUAUUCAA